Messenger RNA from Leptosomus discolor (cuckoo roller), 1297 nucleotides. NCBI's taxonomy places the organism in Eukaryota, Metazoa, Chordata, Aves, Leptosomiformes, Leptosomidae. The record is from RefSeq and is a predicted model, not a curated record.
AUGGCUUUGCGGGCUCGGCAGGUCUCUCGCUGGUGUUGCCUACUGCGAACGGCCCGUGCCGCCGAAUUUCCUCGGAGGCUGAGUGGCCGCAGCAGCACCGCACAGGCAUGUCGUGGGUUUGUGCCUCGGGCUCCGCUGCCCUCUAGAAAUGACGUUUUUCCGUGGAGAUUGCAGUCAUAUAGGCAGGUAUCUGCAGGAAGCUGUUAUCCACCUAGCAGUGCCAAGGAUGGAUGCUUUUCUUCUCCCGAAAGUAACUUGCCUUCACCAGUAAAACAGGAACAAGCAAAAGCAGAAAUAUUACCUGACGCGAAUGCAAAAGCAUGUGAAGACUGGGAUGAUAUCCCACCUUCAUUUGCUUUGGAGGAGAUUUCUGAGGAAGAAGCUGUACAGAUCAUUGCAGAACCGCUUCUUCCCCUUCAGUCUUCCACGCUCCGAGAUUAUGUUGAUCACUCGGAAACCCUGGCGAAACUUGUCCACCUAGGAGUUGACUUAUCCCAAGUGGAGAAGCGUCAAAAGGCAGGUCAACUCUUACUGACUUUGGACUUUGAAAAAGAUGUAAGAAAAAUACUUCUGUUUCUUAAGGAUGUGGGUGUAGAAGACAAUCAGCUGGGACCAUUCUUAACCAAAAAUCCAUACAUCCUUGCUGAAGAUCUGGAAGCUUUAGAAACAAGAGUGGCUUACCUAAAAUCAAAAAAAUUUGGUAAGGCAGAAAUUGCUCAGAUGGUCUCAAGAGCUCCAUAUUUGCUGUUGUUUUCAGUGGAAAGACUGGAUAAUAGACUGGGUUUCUUCAAAAACGAACUUGAUCUCAGUGUAAAAAAGACAAAGGAUCUGGUGAUUCGUCUUCCAAGGCUACUGACUGGCAAAUUGGAGCCUGUAAAAGAAAAUCUUCAGGUUUGUCAGAUUGAACUUGGUUUUCAACGUAAUGAAAUUCAACAGAUUGUGUUUAAAACCCCCAAGAUUUUAACUGCAAGUAAAAAGAGACUCAAACAGACAUUUGACUACUUACACAACAUAAUGGGUAUUCCUCACAACAUGCUUACUCGCUUUCCUCAGGUUUUCAACUCAAAGCUAUUGCGAAUCAAAGAGAGACAUAUGUUUCUUACAUUCUUGGGAAGAGCGCAGUAUGACCCAGCACAACCCAGCUACAUCUCUCUGGACCAGCUAGUGUCCUUGCCUGAUGAGGUGUUUUGUACAGAGAUUGCCAAAGCUUCUAUACAGGACUUUGAAAAAUUCUUAAAAACACUUUAGUUUGUAACACAUGUAAUAGUUAUGAAAUAAACAUAUUUUAUAAAACUAC